GUUAUUCAGUGACUCACAGCCAUUAUCGUCAUCAUCAUUAUCAUCGCUAUCAUCAUGCACGCUAUUUAUAGCUCACACCGUCGUUAAAAUCAUUUGAAGCAAGGCUGUGUGGAACACACGGCACAAAAUACAACUACAUAUAUUAUGGUAGUGUGCUGGCAGCUUGUAUGAUUCUGUAUACGGGGUUUCGUGUCUUUGUCUAUAUCGUCGUUAUUAUCAUCGUUGUUCUCUGAUAGAGAACACGCACUAGGUUUGGUUCCCGCCAAUAUAAUAUGGUUGAUCAGUGCACAUAGCAGAAUCAUCUUACCAUUCCAAGUCUUUUGGACGGGAUUUUCUGACUCCAUGACCAACCUAUCAUGAUCACAGAAUACAAAAGUUUCAAGUUUAUUUCAUGAUUAUCGAAAGUAUAAUCAAUUGUAGACAGGAAUAACCGUCGUUUCUGGGGAUUUAUUAAACAAUUUCUGACAUUUUACUUUAAUCCCCAUUAACUCACCAUUAUGUAUGGUGAGUGGAGCCAACGCAGUUCAGCGGAACAACCAAAAUACAGAGACUGAAGCUUUUGGUCUAAAUCAAUUGAUACUAGAAGGCCGUAUCAUUGUUAUUUGUGAUCAACACAGCAGUGGGAUUCAGACUUACUUCAAGCAAUAAGUUGCAUCAGGUACUUCGGGCGCAAGGUUCUUCUCUUAAUCAAGUGGAGACAAAUAACGUACUGACAGCAUGGAUGAAGGGCAUGAUGUUAAUGUCGGAGACCAUUCUGAAGAUAAUGAAUCAUCCGAAAAUCGAUCAAGGGUUGAAGAUGGCUCUCAGAAUUUCUACACAAACACUACAGAUACCCCUUUUAAUGACAUGAAUCGGAGUGAAAGAGGUACGGAUGGAGCUGCAGAGGCAUCAGGAAGUGGGUCUUCUUCAGGAGAAAUCCCAAGUUCUUUUCAGACUGAUGACGCGAAUGAUCAGUUUUCCGUGAUUCAAGAAUCUUCGGAUGGUACCAGUGAUAUGUCUCAUUCUACUCGGGUCUUUUGUUACCAGACCAACAGACACGGGCAUGAAAGAGAAGGGUAUUAUCCUCAGCUUCCUGAACAGAAGCAGUCAACAGCGGAAGAAAACUGUUGCUGUGUCGAGUGUGGGGUAACAUUUGCCAACAUAGAUCUUCUCCUAAAGCAUGUCCAACAACAUGAGGCUGAGCAGUAUGGCUCUGAGGAUAUCUAUCGUGGCCCCGAUGAUAUGGAAGCAGUAGAAGAUAGCUCACCAAGAGUAACACCUAGUCAGACGCCAAGUCCGACUAGAAACCUCAACAAUGUUUCCUGCAUGGAGUGUGGUGACGUCUUUGACAACGUAGAUGCACUUGUACGUCAUGUCGAAGUACAUGAGACUCUGAUGCGACAGAGACAAAGUAGUCAGAUGAGCGGAGAUCAUGAGUGUCAAGUAUGUCACCAGUCUUUCAUAAAUGAAAGACUCCUUCAAGAACAUGUUAAAAGACACAAUUCACGGGGUGGUAUGACCUCUCCUAGUGGACAGUCACCAUCCAUUGGUCCAAAAGCAGAUUUCAAUGUUCACUCCUAUGUAGGUCGUUCCCAAACUCAGAAGGGAGGCCCGUCAGGAUGCAGAACUGCCCAUUUGUGUCUAAUCUGCGGGGAUGUCUUUCGUCAACUGUCUAGUUUAGACAAACAUUAUCAGACUCACAAUAUGAACUUGCAAGUACUUGAUCAUAAGUGUGGCCUUUGUGGCAAAGUAUUCUCAAAGCUCAACAACUUGCAUAUUCAUAUGCGUCUUCACAACCAAGACAGACCUUAUGCAUGCUCAAUCUGCGGGAAACGUUUCACUCAAAGUAGCCAUCUGAGACAGCAUGAACUUAUUCACACUCAGGUGCGUCCAUUCUCGUGUCGCUUCUGUCCGAAGACAUUCCGUCAGAGUAGUCAUCUACACAUGCAUGAGCGUAUACACACCGGGAUGCGACCCUACAAGUGCCAUCUCUGUGACAAGGCUUUCAUGCAAAGUAGUCAUCUGCGCAUUCACGAGCGCACACAUUCCAAAGUACGGCCGUAUAAUUGCAGGUUCUGCAACGCGACGUUCAUUCAGAGUGCCCACAUGCGCUUGCACGAAAAGAAACAUUUGAACGAGGCCGCCGGAAACGCUGAAUUGUCACCACAAAAUGGAUCAACACCAGAAUCUCAAAGUCCAAAGAUGACCACUCCUUAGAUCUUUUUAUUAGUUCUUACCUAGACAGUCGACCUAUUAAAAUGAAACCUGAUAAACUAGGGUAGGACUGUUUAUAGUGCCACUUCUGUUUUCUUGGAUGAGGAUAUCAACAUUACUUGUGCUACUAUUAGAAGCACUGCGUUAUAAAAAUUUUAGAAUGUUGAAAUAUGUUGGCUCACAUUCUGGAGAUUCUUAGAUUUCGAUACGUCGGGGAUUACUUUUGCCACAUUGAGUAGCAAGAUCUGCUCUACAUCAUUCGAAGAGAGAAAAAAUAAAUUAUCUGAAUUCUAUAUGUAGACCUUGGCACUCCGUACCUUAUGUGCCAGAUUCUGAAUAGGGAAACAUUUUGAACAUUUUUAUUAUAAUUAUUGCCGUUGUUUCGGAUGGCUUAUUUCUGGACCGAUAAAAAGGAAACUGAAGCACCCAGAGACUGCCCGUUCCAGUUUACAGCCCUGAGUGAAAUACAGAGUAUUGUCGCCAAUGUGAUGAUAAUUAUCCAAUCCAAAUACAAUCCACCAUUUCGGAUACUACCAACAGCAACCUGGACGAAAAUAUAAGUUUACCUGUGACUGGCUACAGAGAACGCAUUUGUGUACACUCAAAGAGAAUCUAUAAUCAGUCAUUGUUUGUCAAGACAUUGCUCUGUAAAAUGUACAUACGUAUUGUUAUUUAUUCAUAAUUAUCUCUUUUGCUUGUAGCUUUUCCUGUAGGUCUAUUAGAUUUCUUUAUUGUAUUCAAUUACUUCUUUAUAAAAAAUGCAACUAAAAAUUUUUGCACAAUGAUCUUUAUUAAUAAAUUUGUUUCCUUCUUGAAUUUGUUUACGAUUGCUGUUUUAACCAUGGAACGUUUGUCAUUUUGUCAAAAGUAGUAGAUACUUUCAUUAAACGAAGACGUUCUCACACAUGGGCUGCGGAACGUAUUUUCUUUGUAUUAUGUCAAAAUCGGCAUUUUGGUGCAAAGGGAUAUUUUCACCAUGCGUGAAGUAGUUGUGUGUUUUGUAGUAAUUAAGUUGAGCAAAGCGUUUUGAAGUAAUAUCUGAUUGAUAAGAUAUAUAUUUAGGCUUUUUUUCCGCGAGCGAACGUAGCGAACAAGCGGUUUGGAAAAAAAAAAAUCAAAUUUGAAGUUGUGAAACACGCUUUUAGUUAAUUAUGACACUAAUUAACUGUUAAAAGUGCGUCCUUUGCGAGAUGUUGCGAGUGUGAAUCGUGAGUUCAAACACUUGGACAUUUCAUGUAGGCCUAAUAUAAGACAAGAACAUUCAAAGCAGUUUUUGCUAUCAUGAAAAAGAUGUCUAACUAAAGAAUUAACGCAAGCGCGAGCUGAAAUUUUUAAUAUGCUGUUAUAUCUCUUUAAUAUACUGUUAUAUCUCUUAGAAAUACAAAAUUAACUCAAAGACAAGCACAGGGGAGUAGUCCGACUUGUCUAUAUAGUUGAGGUCUAAUCUACAAGUGUUUAUUCAAACAAAAAGAGUACUUUCUCUAUUACAAGUUACUAUACAUGUACAUAUAAUAAUGAUGAGUCAGAGAGGAGAGAGAGAGAGCAGAAUUUCAGAAGAAUAUAGAAGAAUGAAUUGUAAUAAUGGAAUUUCCACUAUUUGGACUUUGGAGGAGAGAGAGAGAGAGGAGAAAUAGCAACCACAGGGUUAAAAGUCCAUGCAAUGUCCAAUACACAUUCUAACAUAUGCAAAUACAUUACAUAUACUGACCAGAAAAGGAACCUGUUAAGGACUGCAUUUAGUGAGGAUACAUACAUCACCAAUUGAAUAAUGCGAGCCCAAAUCGCGAGCCAAAAAUUUGUGAUCAUAUUCAAACCUGAAAAUUGGACAUUCUAAGCAUUUUUGUAACAAUGAACAGGAUGAGUAUCUUACUAAACAAUAAUUGAUGCGAGCGCGAUGCAAGAGCGACAAUAUUUGUGAUUGUGUAACCUAAAAUGUAUCAUGUUUUACUUCAAAAAUUGUAUUUCAUUUUGAAAAAGGGCACAUUUCAUUUUGAAAAAAAAGGCACUUCCAAUUUUGAAAGAAGGCUCUCCACCGCCCCUGUUCUCACAGACUGGCUUUCGGAAUUAUCACUCAGUUUUGUUGACGAUCAACCAUGUAUAAUGUCUUUGUGUAUUAUGCGACUGCUACGACAAUUAUUGAAAUUUGCAUUCGUUUCAUGAAAUUGUAGAAAUACCAAUAAAUAAUUAUAU
Messenger RNA from Lytechinus pictus (painted urchin), 4383 nucleotides. RefSeq names its product zinc finger protein 300-like. The record is from RefSeq and is a predicted model, not a curated record. Gene Ontology annotation, biological process: regulation of gene expression. The transcript has 2 exons. Gene Ontology annotation, cellular component: nucleus. Bases 718 to 2196 code for a protein of 492 amino acids. Lineage: Eukaryota; Metazoa; Echinodermata; Echinoidea; Temnopleuroida; Toxopneustidae.